Molecule: messenger RNA, 2786 nt
Organism: Microbotryum saponariae
Lineage: Eukaryota; Fungi; Basidiomycota; Microbotryomycetes; Microbotryales; Microbotryaceae
Source: the annotation of a GenBank genome assembly
AUGGCCAACUACAACCACCAACACCACCAUGCCGAGGAGCAGCAGCCUCACGCCUACGGUCGUCCGAGCACCGACGUGGACGCGCACCUGUUCCAGCUCGUGUCGUCAUCGGCUCUACGUGGCCUGCUCGACAAGAUCGUCGGCUCGAAAACACUCAUCCUCGAGCCUUCUCUCGCCGGUCCACUGGGGUUGAUCACGCAGGUGUCGUCGCUCAAGAACGGCCAUGGCGUCAGUCGCAUGUUCUGGUUGGAACCGGGCGCGCUGGGUGGGGCCGCGUCAGGGGCGAGCGGGGGCGGAGGCGGAGGUGGGGGCAUCGAGCGCAACAUCGUGUAUCUGUGUCGACCCCAGUUGAGGUGGAUCAAGAUCAUUGCAGGUGAGCACUUUUGCUUCUUCUUUGGAUCUUGUCCUCUCCCUCGGAACAAAUUAGCCGGGCUUUGCACCUGUCCCCUCCUUCUCCUCGGGGGAGGGGACGUUUCCUCGUUGCAAGCUCGGUCAGUAAGAUUUCCAUACAUCGAUUUUCCAUGAUCAUGCUCGAUGUUGGGCCACCCUUUGUCGGUGAGGAUGGCGCAAGUACCCUCCGUCACUCUUGACACGCAGAGGGACUCCAUCAUCAUCCGGAAACACCAUCGACCCCACGUGUGGGGCUCAACAAAAUUAUUAACCGGCCAACUGAUUCUCUCUUUGCUUGCCAUGCUGCUCCUCACCAUACGUCCACCAAAGACCAAAUCAAGGCGACCUCGUCGUCGAACUCGUCGUCGUACUCGUACCAUCUCCUCGUCGUACCUCGCUUGACCGCCCCCUGUCAGGCCCUGCUCUCGGACCUCGGCGUGCUCGGCUCGCUCGAUAUCCACGAGUUCCAGCUCGGGCUCAUCACGCUCGAGUCGGACCUGCUCUCGUUGGAGAUGGAAGACUCGUACAAACGCUUGGAGCUCGAUCAGGAUGGCGCCGUCAUUUGGGACAUGGCCAAAGGGUUGAUGGUCCUGCAACGCGCUCUGGGCGAGGUGCCGCGGAUAAUCGGCAAGGGGGAAGCGGCGAAUGUGAGUCGUAUUGUACAUCGAGCCUGGUCGAGGUUUCAUCAACCUGACGACGUUUUGACUCUUUGGAACCAGAAACUCGUCGACUUGUUGCAACGAUUACGGAGAGAAGCGUCUUCGUCGACCGCGGGUGCGCCACCUUUAGCCGCGACGAACGCCUCGAUCGACUCGAUGGUCAUCCUCGAUCGAUCCGUCGACCUCAUCACGCCCAUGUGCACGCAACUGACCUACGAGGGCCUGAUUGACGAGGUUAUUGGCAUCAAGAACUGUGCGUACCCGAUUAUGCGUAAUGUUCCGUCCGGUGCUAAUGCACGUGACCGGCGCUCGCACAGCCCACGUCGAUGUCGACCCUUCGUUGUUGAACCCGGCCCCGGCUUCGGGACCUUCGACUUCGCCCUCGCAACCUUCCAUCUCGCAAGCCGCGCCCCCGAAACCCAAGAAGCACCUCCUCUCGUCGACCUCGGACCCUUUGUUCCCGACCCUGCGCGACGCAAAUUUCGCCAUAAUUGGUUCGCACCUCAACCGCAUCGCCCGGCGCCUCAACGACGAUUACGACAAGCGCCAUCAGGCGCGCACGCCGGCCGAAUUACGGCUAUUCGUCGGCCAACUGGGGGGUCUACAGAAUGAGCACCAAAGUCUGAGGUUGCACACGGCGUUGACGGAGAAGAUUAUGACCGUCACGGGAGGGGACGAGUUUAAUACCUGUCUCGAGGUGCAGCAGAGUCAGUCUCGAGUCAUUUUAGGUGCGGAUCAGGGAUGAUGCUGACCCCGCUCUUUUCCGAUCAGACACCAUCGCCGGGGCCGAUCUGGCGACGCAGGAAGCGACGAUUCGCGAACUGAUCAACCAAGAAGUACCGCUCUACACCGUACUGCGGCUCUUGUGCCUCUACUCGCUCGUCUCGGGCGGGCUGAAGCAAAAAGUGCUCGAGGAGUUCAAGAAGGAGAUACUGCAGGUGCGUGCACGAUUCGGUACCGGAGCUUAGUGGCCUGAAACUGAGAUUUCACGUACCUACAGACCUACGGCUACCAACACCUUACCCUCUUGACCCACCUCACGAGCCUCUCCAUCCUCUCCCGACCCCCUGCCUCCUUGAGCAACCCCUCCAAAUCACCCUUUGCACUCUCCCGCAAACCACUCAAACUGAUCGUCGACGACGUCGACGAAUCUUCCCCCUCGGACAUUUCCUACGUCUUUUCGGGCUACGCACCUUUGAGUGUGAGGUUGGUGCAAUGUGCGAUCGGGGCCGGGGGAGCGGCCAAGCUUUCGACGGGCUCGUCCGCUUUGGCGGGCUUGACGAAUGGGGCCUCGUCGUUGGGGAGGAUGUCCGGCGUUGGGGGUGGGAGUGCGACUGCGACUGCGAAUGCGGGGAAUGGUGGUGUGAAUGGGUGGAAAGGGGUUGAAGAGGUCGUCAAGACUUUGAGAGGGGGUGAGAUCUUUGAUCGGGUCAUGGGCGAAGCGAAGGGUAAAGCUUAUGGGGAGAACGAAGGGGAGGCGGAGGCGGCGACGAUGAUGAGGACCAAGACGACGGUCGUCGUGUAUUUGGGCGGGAUCACGUACGCCGAGGUCGCGGCGCUGAGGUUUGCUCAACGGGGGAUGCGAGGUCAGUCGCCUUACGUCUUGGGUCUGUGAUUCACGCGACUGAACGAUAUUUCGCAUCAUUCUCAGGUCGCAACCUCCUCAUAGUGACGACCGAGAUGAUUCAGGGGACCCAACUGCUCAAAAGUCUCCAGCCCGGUCCCUUGUCGUCCUGA